GCACCCUUGGAAAAAGCGGACUCAGAGUUUCUGUGCCCCAUUCUCGGGUGCAUGUCUUUUGGAGACAAGCGUAACCUGUCAUGGGCCAUUGGCGAAGAGGAGGCACUCCCGUUUCUCAAAGCGGCCUACGACCGCGGUCUGAACACCUGGGACACGGCCAACACGUACUCAAAUGGUGUCUCUGAGGAGAUCGUCGGCAAGGCGAUCAAGAAAUACAACAUCCCACGUCAGAAGCUUGUGAUUUUGACCAAGUGUUUCUAUCCCGUCGGCCAGGAACAAGAUGUCACGCCUCACUACAUGAUUCCUCAGAUAGAAGUCUCCAAAGACUACCAGAAUCAAUGGGGUCUGUCCAGGACAGCCAUAUUCAACCAGGUCGAGGACUCGCUGCGCCGCCUCGACACGGACUACAUCGACCUGCUGCAAAUCCACCGCUUUGACCCCAAGACGCCUAUCGAGGAGACGAUGAAGGCGCUCCAUGAUCUGGUCCAGAUGGGCAAAGUGCGGUACAUUGGCGCCAGCUCAAUGUGGGCAACGCAAUUCGCUCAGAUGCAGUUCUGCGCCGAGCGCAACGGCUGGACCAAGUUCAUCAGCAUGCAGAACCAGUACAACCUCCUAUACCGCGAGGAGGAGCGCGAGAUGAACCGCUUCUGCAAUGAAACUGGCGUCGGACUGAUCCCUUGGGCACCACUCUGCCGCGGACACCUGGCCCGACCGCCAUCCGAGUUCGGGUCUACGGACCGGAGCAAGGAUGAGAAGGAACAACCCUCGGUCAUGCCGGGCACGAGUGAGACGGACGCAUCCAUCAUCAACCGCGUCGUGGAGACGGCUGAGAAGCGCGGCUGGAAGAUGAGCCAGGUGGCACUGGCAUGGAUCAACGCCAAGGUCACCAGCCCCAUCAUCGGGUUCAGCAGUGUCGAGCGGAUGGUUGAGGCGAUCGAGUCUAGAGGCAAGGUCCUCACCGAGGAGGAGACCAAGUACCUCGAGGAGCUCUACCAGGCCAGGAGCGUCGUGGGUCACGAUUGAACGUAUUAGAUGCUUGUGGGAAACGAGUCAGAAGGAUGCGUACUUGAAAUUUCUGUGGCAGUCAGAAACUCCUUUGCCUAGCGGCACUGCAUAAGCCGCAAUGUUAGGC
Pyricularia oryzae 70-15 is the source of this 1132-nucleotide messenger RNA. Its product is annotated as voltage-gated potassium channel subunit beta-2. The coding region runs from base 52 to 1023 and encodes 323 amino acids. The transcript has 3 exons. The record is from RefSeq and is a predicted model, not a curated record. Lineage: Eukaryota; Fungi; Ascomycota; Sordariomycetes; Magnaporthales; Pyriculariaceae.